CCAUACGACCAGUCGGUGAUUUCAAAUCUAGCGUAGAAACACGAGUCGUCGAAUGGCGUGAAUUUGACGACAGACAUCAGACGCCGCCACCUUCGCGUUCCUCAUCCACCUCCCCCUUACAAUCCGCAGUUCGAGCGUUGACGCAACUUUGACGUUCGGGAGAUAUUUGGCUGUGCGUCGGGAUAAACAACAGCCGUUCGGUGACGAUAGAUAAACAUGCCGGGGGUACAGAUCACCGUUGGAAUUUUAGGGAAGACUAUCUUCAGCAUCGAGGAAGGUGUUACAGCCGAGGAGGUCGGACAGAGAGUCGCUCGAUUGACGGGAUUCGGAGUAGACGAUUUCUACAUCUUGCAAAACGGUCGCCUCGCCCGAGGCACGGAACUUUGCGAAAAUGCAAAAGCUGAAAUCAUUCCACGCCUUCCUGGGGGGAAGGGCGGUUUUGGAUCCAUGCUGCGAGCCAUCGGCGCUCAAAUUGAGAAGACUACCAAUCGAGAAGCGUGCCGCGAUCUUAGCGGACGCCGCCUGAGAGACAUCAACGAGGAGAAGAGAAUGAAGUCUUGGAUCGACAAGCAAGCGAGUAGAGAAGAGGAGGCCGCCGAGAGAAAGAAGAGAAAACUUGAGAGGCUCUGCGCUCAGCCCAAACAUGAGUUCAAAGAUAAAAACUAUGAAAACGAACGCUCGACUCUGACAGAGAAAGUAGGCGACGCGGUUGAAGAGGGAUUCAAGAUGGCCAUGGCUGGAAGUUCCGGAGUGAAGAGGAAAAAUCCGAGCAAUGGCAAAGGCGGCAGAAAAAAAUUGGCCUUGGACUCGGAUAUUGACUCCGAUGAACUUGGAAGCUCUUCCGAGAACAACUCGGACUUGGAUUCUGCUUCGGAUGCGAGGGUAAGGUCUAGUUCUGCCUCAUCCCCGGAGACGCACACCUCGCAAAAUGUCAGCGAAAUUAAAUCCAACGACGCAAAGGUGGACGAUACUACAAACUCUGAAAAAUCCGAAGACCCUGGCGAAGCGUCGGAAGGUCACAUUGCAGUUUCCGAUGCAAAUUGUUUCGAUCGUUCGACCCAAUCUUUGGUAAACGAAACCAAUGAUGCUAAUCCCGCAGUUUUGAGGGAAGUACCGGACAAGCAAAUUGUAACAUAGUAAAAAUUUGUAAGUGUAAAUCAGCUUAAUUUAAAUUUGAACAAAUCUACCAAGAAAUAGCCAACUGUUGAAUGUUACUUGAAUAAAAAAUUUAACUUCUCCAUUUUGUCAGUACGACGUCGACUAAACAAUCAAUAAACAGAAUUUUAUUUAAUAA
Molecule: messenger RNA, 1294 nt
Organism: Neodiprion fabricii
Lineage: Eukaryota; Metazoa; Arthropoda; Insecta; Hymenoptera; Diprionidae
Product: replication stress response regulator SDE2
Exons: 2
Coding region: 217-1137 (306 amino acids)
Cellular component (GO): nucleus
Source: RefSeq, a predicted model, not a curated record